AUUCAGAACUGCUUGACAACGACGUCGUUAAGAAAGUAGCCAUGAAGAAAGUAUCAGAGCGGAUGUUUUAAACAUGGACAUGUCCUACAACGAUACAAUAUCAGAAGAUGAUUUUUUACUUUUACUAGAAGACCGUGCAUUCGUGGACUACUUCAACUUGUAUCAAAGUCUUCCGAUAUUUGGACAGCAUGUGAUAUAUAACUUCAUCGAGAAAGAAUUUUCUUACGAGCCACCAAUCAAAAAGGAGAGAUAUUAUAUCGACCAACGAGAAGUAAUAUGCUGGUUACGUACACACAGAUAUCCAGGAUUUUUGAAAUCAUAUCUUUUCCGAGAAUAUGUAUUCAGUUGUAGACUCCGAGAUAAAGUACAGCAUCUUGAACUAAAAGAAUGCGAUUCCAAAGACCGAAUAUUUACAAGAAACCUUCUUGGCAAUGCAGUUGGCAUGCAGCUUUUUCGUGAAUUCCUAAUUGGAACUGCCGGCGAAAAAUGUUAUCGAUGUUGGCUCGACCUUGAAAGGAUACGACGCAUGCCUGAUGGAGAUGAACGCCGGAAACUGAUGCUGUAUAUACGGAACAUGUAUCUUGCAGAUGGCGCUCCAGAUGAACUUGACAGUGCAGGGAAAUAUGCUGUUUUUGAAGGGAAACUGAAUUUUGAUUUUAUACCCGAAUCACAUAUACAAACGGAACUUAUUAAAACAUUCGGAAGUGGAAAUGUAAUUUAUCGUGUGAAUUCAGACGAGGCCUUUCGUGACUUGCAAAAUAUAAUUAUCUCUGCAAUGAAAGUAUAUUGGGUACCAAGAUAUAUAAUACAUCUAAUGAAAACAGCCCCUAAAAAUUACCUAGACGUUUUGAAUCGAGAGACGCCACAUGAUAGAUUAGCCAUCGAAAAACAACAGCAGAUGAAGUGUAGGUCCUUGUUUCCGACAGAUACCACAAAGCUAGAACUGACUCCAACAAAAGUAAUUGAGUCCAACGUUGCCGGAGAAAUGCCGGAAGUUCAGGAAACACCUAAAUCCGAACGAUCCGAUACAACUCUAACCGAAUCCAGUCUAUCUGAUACAUUAGCCUCGGCUUCAUCCGUUGACUAUUCUUUUAUCGAGGAGGAACCUACUGAUCAUGAUGAACAGGAAGAAAUCUUAAAACACAGUGAUUUUCUGACUAUAGCCGGAGGAGGUCAAUUAGAAAAGCGAUAUGUAUCGCCACCAAAAACGAAAUCAUUAGAUUUUGGUAGUAGUGCUGACCCAAGAGAUCUCACGUCUUCAUUUAAAACAAUGUCCGUUCAAACAGUGACACCACCAUUUACCUUUAUUGGUCGGCUGCCUAAAAUACCGCCAUCUAUGUCAACUUACAUCAGUGGAACGAAACGGAUCAACACUGGUCGGAAGGCUACAGGCAAAGUUAUGAUUGCCCUUGCAGCGGAAAAAUUGGCGGGAAAUCCUUUACAGUCAUAUUUGUAUGAAUCAAGAAAAACUAGAGAAAUAAGAUUGCUGGAGUUUUGGACAGAUGUGAGACAGUAUUUGGAUGCAGACGAUUCACAUAGAGACGAAUUUGGAAAUUUGAUAAGGCGGAAGCUAGCUCACACGAUCUUUAACCAGUAUCUGUCUGCUGGUUGUUAUAACGUGUUGCCAGAGGCUAUGAAAAUGACGGUGUAUAUGAGUAUUACUAGAGAGGAUGAUGCUUCACUGCUCUGUUCUGUUCAAGAUUUUGUAACUGAGAGAUUAAAAGAUACAGUUAAACAGUUUAUGACAGCGGAACGAAAGGCUUUCAGAAAAGCUGUGCGCAUGGAUCGUCGUCUACUAGGAAAAGUAUCUGAAUGUGCAGAAGAUAUGGAACAAUACGAACACAGUCCAUUUCAGGGUAUAACUUCAGACAUUAUAGUGAAAGAUAGUCGCGCAAAGAUUGCACAUGUAUCUGAUUGUAGAUUACCGAGCCGAGCGUCCGAGUCGUCAAUCCCUAUGACACUUACAGACGAACACAUUAUGAAAGCGUUUGAAUUCACUGUUAUACUAACAGAAUACGGAAGGCUUGGUAUUUUCAGUUACCAAACACCUGACAUAUCUAAUGUUAUAGAUGUGUUGUAUAGUGACUAUGGCAGUCUUCACAUUCACAAAAUAGCAACAACUAGAAAUACAAAACUUAACCAGCUGACAAGUAAACAUAAGAUAAACAUAGGUAAUAUAAAAGUGUCAAGACAGGUAUUUUUGGAGGGAAAAGGUUUUAGAGGAAGGGCUGAAUGUGAUAAACCGAAGGGUGUCAGACGUAUUGUCAGGAGAGAGGGAAUGGUAAUAGAAAGACCUGCAAAACCACGAACAUUUUCAGAAGUGUUAAAUUCUCAGCUUCAUUAUGAAUUCUUUAAAAGAUUUAUGAUGGGAGAGAAAACGAUUCAUCCUCUUUCAUUCUGGAAAAGUAUAGAGGAACUUAGAGAUAUGCCUCUUGGGCGAAAGCGUCAAGCUAGGACCAGAAAUAUCAUAAGAAGAAACUUUAGCAAGAAAGCAAAACACGGUGCUUUUUUAGACUGUAAUGACGAUAUUGUGAAACAGAUCCCAUUCAUGGAAAAGGUUCCUGUGAGUGUUCUAGAAUGUGCUCAAGCUAGUGUCUUCAGGUCUAUGGAAAAGAAAUGGUUUCCAAGGUAUUUAGCGACAUACCCCCCAGAUCCUGGCGAGGAGGCACCGCCAGAAAUCCAAGCCUUAAGUAAGGAAAACUUAGAAAAUAUAGAAGAAAAACCGAAAAAGAAAAAGAAACAAAAAACGCUUGUUUUGUGGCAGAAAUUUGUGUCAACUAUCAUGGGUUUCCUGAGGUCAAUAAGACAGGAUGAUGAGAUAAAACUGCUGAAUUUAUUUUUGAAAAAGCAAAUUCAGAAGGCAUUGAUUCGACAAAUGAAACAAUAUCAAGCUCUGUUCAAAAAUGAAGCGGACAAAGAGAAAGUUAAUCCAUCCAAUGCCCAAUUUGAAGCUCGAAUUCUACUGAAGAACAGACUUGUAAUUUUAGACAAGUUACCGGGUGAUUUGAGAUUUUUUGGUGAAGUUACAAAGUAUGUUGGACAGGUGGAUCAUAUCUAUUCACUUGAAAACAUAUCACAGGAAAGCAUGGAUUUUUUAAAUGACAAAGCAAAGGAAAUGGUCAACUGUUUUUUAGUUUCUGACAUACUUCCUCGAAACCAGCUCAACAUUCCCGAAGAAUUGGCACAAGCUAUAAUCUUAUCAUUAGAAAAUGAAGGAGCAACCAGAGGAUUAUUCCAUGAUGCCUUUAUCUUGAUUUUUCCUAUACUUUAUCAUUAUUGGAGACAGUGUCAAAGGAAAUGGCUGAAACAUCAUACUGCGUCUGAGCUAAUAGGUUUGAUAGAAAAGAAAAACAAAAUGCGAGAGAAACCUACAACACCAAACAAAUGUAUUGAAGUUCCGGACUUCUUAAGAUUGAGGGAAUCACAGAUGAAGAUUGCAACCCAAUUCAUGCCAGGUGAUGAACAGUUUAUCAUUAAUUUCUCCCUUCUUGAUGGCUGUAAGAAGUUUAUACCUGUACCUAAAGUGCAACAAAUGAGUAGUAAAGACCGUAGAAGCGUAAUGGGCAGACGCACUAGUAUGAUGGGAAGACGAACUAGUCUAUUGGGAAGACGUACGAGUCUGUCUAUGAAACAGUCUUCUAAAAGUAUCCGUGGAAGUGAGACUACAAUCAGUGAUACAUCUCCAACAAAAGAAAGUGAAAAAGAGAAAUCAGUAUCAAAAUCAAUAUCAACGUUGAUGAAGAAAAUGCAAGCUUUAGCUGAUGAGGGUAGUCCAGGGUCCAAAUCUCCAGCCAGUGAUAAGGCUAAUUCUGUAGAUGAUCUAAUCGAGAAAUCGGCACAUCCCCCAAGUCGGGUUAAAAAAAUGAACGAUCUUGUUUCAGCUGCUGUUCAAGAUGACAUUGAUGAAGAUCUUUUUGGUGAUGAUUAAAGCUAUAUGACAA
Mytilus trossulus (common blue mussel) is the source of this 3941-nucleotide messenger RNA. RefSeq names its product regulator of G-protein signaling protein-like. The record is from RefSeq and is a predicted model, not a curated record. Lineage: Eukaryota; Metazoa; Mollusca; Bivalvia; Mytilida; Mytilidae. The transcript has 20 exons. The coding region runs from base 74 to 3928 and encodes 1284 amino acids.